AUGGGAAUAGAGGAGGCUGAAAUUUUGGAGAUGGACAUUGAAACCCUAGGGGAACUAGGGUAUGAUGAAAGAGACGCAAGAGUAGCAUUAAAAAUGUGUGAAGGCAACUUUGUACAGGCUCUUGGAUUCUUACUGGCUGGAGGACCUCUUAAAUGAGAUGAUGAGGAUGAGCUAGAUGAAAGUGUUGAAACUGAGAAAGAUGAUGCAGAAGAAGGUAGAGAACUCGAACUGAUAGGAAAAAUCAAGGCUUGGGUAGAAAAACAGAGUGUAGACGUACUGGAUAAUUGGGAGCUAAUAUUGGCCGUUCAAUCGUCCAGAGCAGAACCUCAUGAAAUUAAAGAAAGGAUAAAAGAAGUUAGCCUUGUAAGUGAAGCACCAAAAGAAGCACCAAAAGAAGCACCAAAAGAAGCACCAAAGAAGCACCAGAAGAAACACCAGAAGAAGCACCAAAAAAGCACCAAAAGAAGCACCAAAAAAGCACCAAAAGAAGCACCAAAAGAAGCACCAAAAGAAGCACCAAAAGAAGAACCAAAAGAAGCACCAAAAAAAGUACUUAAAGAAGCACCAAAAGAAACACCAAAAGAAGCACCAAAAGAAGCACCAAAAGAAGCACCAAAAGGAGCACCAAAAGGAGCACCAAAAGGAGCACCAAAAGAUGCACCAAAAGAAGCACCAAAAGAAGCACCAAAAGAAGCACCAAAAGGAGCACCAAAAGAAGCACCAAAAGGAGCACCAAAAGAUGCACCAAAAGAAGCACCAAAAAGAAACACUCAAAGAAGCACCAAAAGAAGCACCAAAAAGAAACACUCAAAGAAGCACCAAAAGAAGCACCAAAAGAAGCACCAAAAGCAACGCCAAAAGAAGUACCAAAAGAAGUACCAAAAGAAGUACCAAAAGAAGUACCAAAAGAAGUAG
Messenger RNA from Blepharisma stoltei, 915 nucleotides. NCBI's taxonomy places the organism in Eukaryota, Ciliophora, Heterotrichea, Heterotrichida, Blepharismidae. The record is from the annotation of a GenBank genome assembly.